CCGAUCCGCGGCUGACCCACAUACCCGGAUCAUCGUAAGCCGAAAAAACGCGAAGCUCGGUUGGCGGAGGUAUUUAAAUUUUGGCCAAUGUGCGCACCCGUCAUGCGAGCUCACCGCGAGCAAAGGGGGCCAGUGGAUACCGCAGGAUUAACUUCAUCGACACGCGAUGACGCGGCGAAUAGAGUAUACUCAACAACGCAACUACGGGUGUACCUGUACGAUUGAUCGGUACAAUAUUACGGGAGGAGCGUAAUCCGGCCGGUUCGCGUAGCGAGGAAUCCGCGUCAGCAGAGCCCGGAAAUCGGUACGGGGCACGAUGUCCGGUAAGGUCAAACUGCAGCAUCAGCCGUCCCUGUCCGUGCCAGCGCCGCAACAACUGCAGUCCAACGUUGGUUGUCCGGCUAAACCGGGCGGUCUCGAGCCAUUGCCACCGCGUUACCAGCCACCACCCCAGCCGGGCAUCCUCAAGGCCCAACAGGCGGCUGUGGCUCACCACCACUACAGCCAACACCAGCAGCAAGCCGCGAGGCUCGCCAACCAAGUCAAGGAGGCCGUCCAGAGCAAGUUCGCCCAGAAGGUCGAGCUGCCCCACGCCCAGCCUACUGUCAUCGGCAGGACGGAUAAGCUCCAGCAGCAGCAGGGAGGUAACUUUCCACCUCAGCAGCAGCAGCAGCAGGUCAAGAGCUUCCCGGCGGUCGCCCCGGCGCCGGGUGUUAAUGUCGCCGGGCAAGCCGCACCGGCGAGACAAAGGAUCACGGACGAGGAGUUUCUGCGACUCGGACCCGUCGAGAUGCUCAAGUUCGUGAGGAAAACCGAGAGCGACAUGGCCCGGCUGGUCACCGAGCAGCACCGCCAGAUCCAGAGUCUCGUGAGCGAGCUGAGGGCGAUGAAGGAGGCGAACCAGCGGCUGAGCGACGACAACCAGGAGCUGCGGGACCUUUGCUGCUUCCUCGACGACGACCGGCAAAAGGGGCGCAAGCUCGCCCGGGAGUGGCAGCGCUUCGGCCGGUACACGGCGAGCGUCAUGCGCCAGGAGGUCUCGGCCUACCAGAACAAGCUACGCCAGCUCGACAACAAGCAGCAGGAGCUCAUAAAGGACAACCUCGAGCUCAAGGAGCUCUGUCUCUACCUGGACGAGGAGCGCGGUGGUGGCGGCGGAAGCCAAAGGGACGACGGCGAUGGCUCGUCCUCCAGCACCAACGCCGACGAGAGCGCGCCCACCCGCCAGCAGCUCCCCCCGCGGCACCACUCCCAUCACCAGCACCACCACCACCACCACCAGCAACAACAACAGCAAGCCACCUUCAACGAUCAGACGAUGCAGUACGUGAGGAGCCUCGAGCAGCGGGUCAAGCAGCUGGAGGAGGACAGCGCUAGGAGUCCCGCGGACGAGUUCCACCUGAGCGGCCGGCCGGAAGCUGUGGUCCGGGCGCUCCAGGUCCUCGAGGUCAGGGAGCAGCUCGAGCGGGAGGCCGGCCAGGGAGACGUGCAAAAAGCCUUGGUCAGGGAGAUGUGCAACGUCGUUUGGCGGAAACUGGAGGAAGGACCCACGCAGAAUAGGCAUUGAGGCCCGACUCUAUACGCUUUCGACAACUUUCAUCAUUAGCU
This is a messenger RNA of Copidosoma floridanum, 1608 nucleotides long. It is a transcript of the gene Ccdc85, whose product is annotated as coiled-coil domain-containing protein 85. Lineage: Eukaryota; Metazoa; Arthropoda; Insecta; Hymenoptera; Encyrtidae. The record is from RefSeq and is a predicted model, not a curated record.